Messenger RNA from Lotus japonicus, 993 nucleotides. RefSeq names its product nuclear transcription factor Y subunit B-4. Gene Ontology annotation, molecular function: protein heterodimerization activity; RNA polymerase II cis-regulatory region sequence-specific DNA binding; DNA-binding transcription activator activity, RNA polymerase II-specific. Gene Ontology annotation, cellular component: CCAAT-binding factor complex. NCBI's taxonomy places the organism in Eukaryota, Viridiplantae, Streptophyta, Magnoliopsida, Fabales, Fabaceae. The coding region runs from base 57 to 437 and encodes 126 amino acids. The transcript has a single exon. Gene Ontology annotation, biological process: regulation of transcription by RNA polymerase II. The record is from RefSeq and is a predicted model, not a curated record.
UUGUCCAUAGAUAAAAAUCAAAAGCAAGAGAGCCAGAUUGUUGUCUAGUUUUAGAAAUGGAAGAUCAAGAUAGAUUGUUGCCCAUUGCAAACGUGGGACGAAUCAUGAAGCAAAACCUCCCUCCAAGUGCAAAGAUCUCCAAAGAAGGGAAACAAAUGAUGCAGGAGUGUGUGACUGAAUUCGUAAGUUUUGUGACAGGCGAGGCUUCUGACAAGUGUCACAAGGAGAAUCGCAAGACCGUUAAUGGGGAUGACAUCUGUUGGGCUCUCAGCUCCUUAGGGUUUGACAACUACGCUGACGCCGUUGGAAGGUACUUGCUUAAAUACAGACAAGCUGAGAGGGACAAAAUUAUCAUGAAUCAAAAUCAACAAAUCCUGCUUGCUCCUCUAGGGUGUACUGAAAAGGAUGAAAACUCUCCUGCAAAUGAAUCUGGAUGAAGAGUUAGUUUCUGUGUGUCCCGAGUGAUAGCUUAAGUGUGGUAUAACAGCUGAGGGAUAUGCAAGUGCAGAUGCACGGAUCGAUCUGUGCAAAGGAUAAAAUCCCCUCCCCGGCCGGAAGAAAAAAAUGAGUUUCUGUCUUUUUGAAGAGGAUUGAACGAGAUGCAACAGAAGAAGAACAUUUCUGAUUUUGUUGGUUACUCGAUCUGAGGUAAGUUACCAUUAAUUACAUAUCUGGUUGAAUUAGGGACUUAAUUUUUCCUUCUUCUGUGUUCAAUAUUGUAUCAGUGUGUUGAGCUUAUUCUUCCAUUUUGUAAGUAAUAUAUAGCUGUACUUCAUUAAUAAAAAUAGAGUGAUCUGAUUCAUAUCUGGAAAUAUCUAGAAGAAUCAAGAACAUGGCGUCCAAUUAAAGGGAAUUUUUGCAGAAGGUAUUUACAUCAGUGAUAUGAAAUCUGGGUUAGUUUCCAAUGAGAUUAUUGUGUAAAGCAAAGCAGAUUUCUUAUGAACCUUAAUUAUAUUGUCAUGUUCAAUAUAGGGUUAAUGAAUUUAGUUUCUA